AUGAUGUUGGUGGAGUUUGAGGCGCGCGCCCGCUCUGCUGCCGCUUUUUUUCUUUUGCGCUUCGUGAGCUAUAGCCACUAUCCCCGUGCGUUGAGGCUGAGGCUGAGGCUGGCCCGGGAGAUGAGUGAGUGUCAGCUGCGUGUUGGCAGGUUGGGCUGCGAGCUGCUUCUACUACACACGCAGCUCAAGAGGAGGCAAUGCAUGCAGUGA
Molecule: messenger RNA, 210 nt
Organism: Knipowitschia caucasica
Lineage: Eukaryota; Metazoa; Chordata; Actinopteri; Gobiiformes; Gobiidae
Source: the annotation of a GenBank genome assembly